This is a messenger RNA of Durio zibethinus, 1300 nucleotides long. Its product is annotated as PHD finger protein ALFIN-LIKE 2-like. Gene Ontology annotation, biological process: regulation of DNA-templated transcription. NCBI's taxonomy places the organism in Eukaryota, Viridiplantae, Streptophyta, Magnoliopsida, Malvales, Malvaceae. Gene Ontology annotation, molecular function: transcription cis-regulatory region binding; transcription coregulator activity; histone binding. Gene Ontology annotation, cellular component: nucleus. The record is from RefSeq and is a predicted model, not a curated record.
AUAGCCCGAUUAUUUUUGUUUGGGCCAAACCAAACAUGCCCAAUUCAAUUCCACGAAAAUCUGCCAAAUUUGUUCUUCCGACAACCAAACCGACAAAUCCCCUUUCCCUGUUUCUCUCGUGUCUUGUCUGUUUCCGACCAUCUGAGCUUCAAUAGCUUCUUUCUUUUUGUGUUUGUAAUUAUUGAUUUAUCCAAAAAAAGAACGAUCUCUCUUUUUACAUACACAAAAUUAAAAAAUUUUAAUUUACAAUUACACAAAGUUAUUUGGAAAAUAAUGGCUUCUUCUAGUCCUCGCACUGUCGAAGAGAUCGUCCAAGACUACACCGCUCGGCGCUCCGCUCUCGUUCGCGCUCUAACUUACGAUGUUGAUGAUUUCUAUUCGCAAUGCGAUCCAGAUAAGGAGAACUUGUGUUUGUAUGGUCACCCAAAUGAGGCAUGGGAGGUAGCUUUACCGGCAGAGGAAGUCCCACCAGAGCUCCCUGAGCCAGCCUUGGGUAUUAAUUUUGCAAGAGAUGGGAUGAAUCGUAAAGACUGGCUUUCACUUGUUGCUGUGCAUAGUGAUUGUUGGUUGCUCUCCGUGGCUUUCUACUUUGGAGCUCGACUUAAUCGCAAUGAGAGGAUUCGCUUAUUUAGCAUGAUAAAUGAUCUUCCCACUGUCUUUGAAGUUGUAACCAGAAGGAAUCCUGUGAAAGACAAGCCCACGGUGGAGAGUGGAAGCAAAUCACGAAACAGCACAAAGAGGUCAAUUGAUGGACAGCCAAGAAGCAAUCGUAAGUUAGCCGAUGAAAGUUACGAGGAGGAUGAAGAAGAGCAGGGUGAUACCUUUUGUGGGACCUGUGGCGGAGGAUACAAUUCUGAUGAGUUUUGGAUCGGUUGUGAUAAUUGUGAACGGUGGUACCAUGGAAAGUGUGUGAAGAUAACCCCAGCCAAGGCAGAAAUGAUUAAGUUUUACAAAUGCCCUUCAUGCCAAAAAAAGUUAAGGCAGUAGCAGCCAAUGGAGUGACUAACCUGGUCGGUUUUAUUCACUGAUGAUGCUGUAAAGCAGCUAUAGUGAAUCCAUAAUUGUGUUGGUACUGGAAAAUCCUUAAAUUGGAUGCCAAUUACUUUAGUUCUUUAGGUACAUGAAUGACACGUAGUGACAUACAAAUGGAUGAUGCAUAUGCAUUCUGCAGAUUAAUUUAUCUGUUAAUGCCUUCUCUGUUUCCCUUACUGAAAUUUCCAUUUCCUUUCUUUCAUGUGCUUAUGUUGUUCUGUCAUGGAAUGAAAUUCACAAGUAGAUGAUCGAAGUUUCCUCUUAUCUA